Molecule: messenger RNA, 6274 nt
Organism: Eleginops maclovinus (Patagonian blennie)
Lineage: Eukaryota; Metazoa; Chordata; Actinopteri; Perciformes; Eleginopidae
Gene: svilc
Product: supervillin c
Exons: 33
Coding region: 309-5198 (1629 amino acids)
Biological process (GO): actin polymerization or depolymerization; barbed-end actin filament capping; actin filament severing
Cellular component (GO): actin cytoskeleton; cytoplasm
Molecular function (GO): actin filament binding; phosphatidylinositol-4,5-bisphosphate binding
Source: RefSeq, a predicted model, not a curated record
GCUGCCAGUGUGACUACAUUUGGAGCGACAGUUGGGUGGGGAGGGACCGCCGUCUGAAGGGCAGCGGCACCACUCAUGCAGCGCAGUGCAUGAGCAAUGUCUCACCCACGAAGGAACAACAUUGUCUGCAACCUCUGAUUGGUGGGCUCUCAGCAAAGAAAGUCAAUAGGUCCAAUGGAAUCAGAAAUUUACUGGAGAGAAGUUUGACUCCUCUGUUUUGCUGUAAAUUGGAGAAAGAGCAACCCAUCUGUUUUUAAGUGCUUUUUGAAUAAUUUGAGAAGAGAGUCAACUGAAUCCUCCUGAGGGACAUGGACACCAUGGAGAACCUAGUCCUCGAGCCCAGAUCGGAGCGGAUCGCUCGUUACAAAGCAGAGAGGAGGCGAGAAUUGGCUGAGCGCUUCGGCAACCUUGAGGAGCUACCUACCAAGUGGGUCAGGAGGGAUGGGAAAGAGGUACACGACCCGGAGACCCACAGCCAGAGAGGGACUUUAGACUUGGAUGGCCUCAGUGAAAGAGUUAAUGGCAGGACACGCAGCGUUACUAACGGAAUAGAGGAGUCCAACCACUUGAAGAGGCAGGGUUCCCCGGACUCUGCCAGCAUGCUGGGCGGGGAGGGGCACCAUGUCCCUGUUGGACUCGAUGCCCCGCAGCUCCGCACUCGAGUGUCGGUGGGCCAGUUGAGAAGUUCUCUUCUGCAGCAGACUGGGAGCGGAGCGCAGCCCGAGAAAGUUUGCCCUAAUUCUGGGCGGUCCACGUCCUCUCUGGAUCUGGCUGUAAAGCCUGGCUCUGAGGGGGGGCGGCGACGCACUCGGCGUUACCUCCCCAGCGGGUCAGGUGGGGGUCGCAAGACCAGCGAGCGCUUCAGGACACAGCCGAUCACAGCCAAUGAGAUGGAGGAGAGCAGCGGGGGGUUGGAUGCAGAGGAAGAGGAGAACAGCAAAGCUGAUGUAAAAACAGAUGACAGAGCCAAAAUGAGUGUGGCAGCCAAGAUGUCUUUGUUUAAAGAGCUGGAGAAGUCUGCUGCCCCCGAGGCCUCUGCCUUCCUGAAGCCUCGCUCAGGAAGUGUCUCUCAUGAGCGCAGGACGCGUCGUGGCAACGACCAUCGCUUUCUUACUCAGCCAAUCACCUGUGAAGAAAUCGUGGCAAUCAGUGCCCCCAAACCAGCACCACCAGUGGAGUCCCUGCCUGCGCAGGCUGACGCAGUGGAGGAUGCUGAUGAGAGCUGCAAGCUGAGCUUGAGUGAGAAACUAGCGCUCUUCAACAAACUAUCCCUCCCAACAAAGCAGGAGGGCGGCCCUGCUGACGGGCCCCCAGAGAGACGGAGGCAGAAGGGGGCCAGGUACCGCACACAGCCCAUCACUGUGGAGGAGGUCAGCUUGCUCCAGAAAGGCCCAAUUCAGCUUCCUGCCUUCUCUUUGUCUGCUCAUCUGUCCGACAGACAGCAGGACUCGUCUGUCAAUCUAAAACCCAGCGAGCUACGCCUUUCCCAACCAAGACCUGACUCCGGUCCUGUUUCUGAAGAGGGCCUGCAGCAUCAUGACUCUGAGCCCGUCCUGAGAGGAAUCCUGAAGAAGAGCUGCUCUGGAGGCUCAGAGUGGAGCAGGGCGACCUGCCAUGAACAGAAUGGUGGAGGUUGUGAAGAUGCAGGAACACAAGGGAGGAUGGAGAGCACAGAUCGGCAGGAAAUGUCUGCAGCACCAAGGAGAGAGAGACGCAAGGCUUCAGGUGUGGAGGGAGGCUCGCUGCCUGCCGCUCCCUGGAGGCAGAGGGCUCGGACCAGAAGGGAAACCAUUGCCUGUACACCAAUAAGAGCCUUACCAGAGCAGGACGCUGCGCAAGGGGACAGGCCCCAAGAGACAAAGCUGCAGGAGCAGCUGCUCCCCUCUUUGGAUCACCGCUCAGAUACUACUGGUAGAGUUCAGCAGCAGAAUGAUGAAGAGUGUGUGAGCAGGAUGAAUGAGGAAACCACAGCCAUGGGACAUGUUGAGGUCACACUGGCAGAUGGCAACAGUAACCUGCAGGAGUCCACCAACACCAGCAGAAGAAAGGAAGAGACAGAACAUCUUCAUGUGGACACUGUCACAUCUCCGUGCUGGGGUCCCGUCUUUGCCUCUGUCUAUUCUAGCAGUACCCCCCAAUAUAUCAUGUGUUUCAAUCAGACAAAUUUGUCUUUUGAGGCACAAGAAGUCUCCUCUCCUACCAAGAAUCCGAUUCAGCCUCAGUGGAGACCGAAGGUUAAUGCAGUUGAGGAUGAGAAGGGCGAAGACGAGGAAAUGAAUACAGAGCAGGAAAGGAAAGAGCAAAAUGCUGGAUGUUUGGCCCAAAGAGAAAUCUCCCCAAAGUCUUUAAAAGAGUUUGAAGCAGAUCCACAGAGCUCGUCACUCUCAGUGUCUCCACAUAAGGUGAGGGAGGAGACGCCAGUGGAUGAAUCAAACACUGAUAGAGAUUCUUACAGAGAUCAGUCAGCUCCCUCGGCCUGCGCCCCCCAACCCUGUCGAGACAUUGCUGCUGCAGAGAGUGAGCAGGACCUGGGUGUCCUCUGCCAGACCAACACACCCAUGCUGACAUCAGCAGUAGCGGAGCACAGGCGGUCAGUGCGUCCGUCCCGUCGUACGCAGGGCUCCAGAAACCCUUUAAGGGCCCUGGCUGCUCGGGAGGACAUCCGGCAGGACUACAUGGGGGAGAGAUUCAACUCAGCGGCUGAGGAGAGCAUCCAACCAGAGAACAAGUCCAAGAACUCGUCCGUCACAGAAUCCCAUCUUUCCAGAUCAGAAGACGUCCUCUUUUCCACAGACACAACCAUGUCUUCUCCUCCCUUCAGCAGCCUCAUGCUCAUUCACAUCAAAGGUAGGCGGCAGGUCCAGGUGCGUCUGGUGGAGCCCUCAGCGCACUCACUGAACAGUGGAGACUGCUUCCUUCUGGUCGCCCUGCAGCACUGCAUCCUGUGGAGCGGAGAGUUUGCCAAUGAACACGAGAAAGCCAAGGCCUCUGAGCUGGCAUCAUCCAUCCAGAGUCAGAGGGAUCUUGGCUGUCAGGCUUCCCAGGUGGUCCACCUGGAGGAGGGGAUAAACUGUGACAGCAUUUUGGCUGCAGACUUUUGGAGCCUUCUGGGAGGACGGUCACAAUACAGAGGAGCCAGUGCAGAGGAGGAGGAUGAGCUCUAUGAGCUCGGGGUGGUGGAGUCCAACUGUGUGUACCGGCUGGUGGAGAACAGGCUGGUGCCUCAUGAACUGUCCUGGGCCUCCAUCCCCAGUGUUUCCCUGCUGGGUUCCACUGAGGCACUAGUGUUUGAUUUCGGCAGUGAGGUGUACCUGUGGCAUGGACAGGAUGUUUCCCUCAGUAAAAGGAACGUUGCUUUCCAGCUGAGUCAGCAGGUGUGGGUCGGUCCUUAUGACUACAGGAACUGUCGAGUGAACCCGCUGGAUCCCACGCAGUGUAACCCCAACACACCGCUGAGGGGAGAGGGGCGUCCCAGCUGGGCGUUGUUCGGUUGUGUCUCAGAGCACAGCGAGACGGCUCUGUUCAGGGAGAAGUUCCUGAACUGGACAGGCGGGAGUGGAGGCCUGGAAGAAGCUGCUGCUGUGAGCCACAACACACAGCCUGUCCCAGUUGAGUCUUCCCAGUUAAUGUCCCCAUCCUCAGACGUCUUAAGUGCCUGUGACGCCAAGGCCUUGGUGUCGGGUCAGUUACUAGAAGGGGAUGGCUUGGUCCAUAACGUGUUGGCUGGGGUUGACGUCCAGAGGGGGCACGGGGUCAUCAUGCUGGAGGAAGGACGUCAGAUGGAGCUGAAAACACUUUCUGUGGACACAUGGCACGUCCAGGAGUUUGAUGACAGCGAAGUUCCAGUGGAAAGCAGCGGACAGCUUCAUGAAGGAGAUUCCUAUGUCAUCCGCUGGACGUACAGCACCAACACUGUCGAUAAGAUGAACAGCACUGAUGAGUGCAGUAGAGGUCCCGAACAAAAAGAAAACACCGCAUUCUUCCUGUGGCGGGGCCGUCACUCCAGUGUCAGCGGACACGACACCGCUGCUUUCCUGUCCAUUGGGAUGAACAACCAGGAGGAGUCACAGGUGACGCCUUCAGAAUAUCAUUUGCAUGUGGUGGUUCCUCAGGGAAAGGAACCUCCCUGCUUCCUGCAGCUUUUCCAGGGAGGCCUGUCCAUUUACAAGGGCAAGCGAGAGGAGGCCUCCACUAAUGCAGAGUGGCGUCUUUUCUGUGUGCGCGGAGAGCUACCUGAGGAAGGCUCUCUGUUGGAAGUGGAUUGCUGCUGUGCGGGUCUGAGGUCCAGGGGCUCUGUUGUCCUGCUCAACAGCCAGCAGGGGCUGCUGUAUCUCUGGACGGGCUGUAAAGCUCACAGCGGCUCCAGAGAGGUCAGCAAGAGGGCAGUGGAGCAUCUCACUCAAACGUGUCCACCAGAGCUGGGUCUCAGUAAAAGCAGCCCUGUGAAGGUGCAGGUAGUGGAGGAAGGUUCAGAGCCGACAGAGUUCUGGACAGCACUGGGACACAUGGACAGGAAGGCGUAUGACUGCAUGCUGCAAGAUCCCGGAAAAUAUAACUUCACACCUCGCCUCUUCCACCUGAGUGCCUCCUCUGGGAGUUUCCAGGCUGUAGAGCUGCAGAGUCCAUCUCGGCUGCCAGGGGUUGUGAUGCCAUCGCCCUUUGUCCAGGAGAGUCUGUACUCUGUACCACAGCCAGCCUUGUUCUUGCUGGACAACCGCCUGGAGGUGUACCUGUGGCAGAGGGGUCAGCCUGAGCAGACAGAGAGCUCGGCCUCAGACUGGAGCUGCUGGCACGACGAGAGGAGGUGUGCCAUGCAGACGGCGCUGCAGUACUGCAAAGAGAUGAACUCAAGACGCCCACCGCAGGCUUACCUCAUUUUUGAGGGUUUAGAACCUCUUACCUUCACUAAUGUGUUUCCCCGCUGGGAAAGGAGCCUGGGACCCCAUCCACAGGGUGAUGCGGGGCCGGUAAAGCUGACCUUGGUGCAGGACGCCCUGGCCCAGCUUAUGAAGACCCAGUACCCUCUGGAGGAGCUGCUGCAGAGCCCCCUUCCUGAAGGAGUGGACCCCCAGCGCCUAGAAGUCUACCUGUCUGAUCAGGACUUCCAGACUAUUUUGGAAAUGAAGAGAGAAGAAUACGCCUCCCUCCCAGACUGGAAGCAAAUUGAUCUGAAGAAAAGCAAAGGGCUGCUUAGCUAGACAGCGAAAACAAAUGGAGGCUGACUGAUGCUCCUGCAGCAGGGACUUCCUCCUCCACCGAGAAGAGAAGAUGGCAGGGGGGUAUUAGCACCGCGUUGCUGCACAAAGGAUUUCUCACAACGUUAUGAAAAGAGAAAAGAAAUUUACUUUUAUUUAUGUCAAACUAGGAUGAGUGUGUGGACUUUUUAUCAGACAUUAACUUCUCCGUAGCUUUUGUUCAGAGCAAAAAACCAAACACAUUUUCCUAUUAAAGUAAACUUUAUCUGUACAAAUCAUUGAAAGAUAUAAAGAAAAAUGUAUGAGUGUAUGGAAGAAGAACAUCAGUAACAAACUGUGGAAUAAGGAGAAGAAAACAAAGGAAUGCAUAUAAAAAAAUGCUAAUAAACAAUGUAAACAAGAAAAAAAGGAAUAAAAGGCUAACUACUUUUAAAAAGGUUUCCUCCUCGAUUGAGAUCUUUCCAUCAAAAUAUCUCUGCAUACUUGGAGCUAUAGGUUUGCUUAAUUUCAGUUAAAAGAUUUUCAGCUGCUGCUUCUCUUCCUGAUUGUCACUACACUCUUUAAAAAUGUGUGUUCGACUCCUAUUAUAUGUACCCUACUGUGGUAGGAGCUACUGAUGUGUUCAUUGUCUGCCUGCCUUGUGUGUACAAUAGUUUGUGCCAUGUUUAUUGUAGCUUAAGCCCAUGUGUUCAUUGUUGCUGUGGGUAAUGCCUUAUUAGGACUCCUUUGGGAUUCAGUAUUAGCUAUGCAUGGGGGAGCAGGUAGACAUGCUCCAAUAACAUCCCUCUGGCCCAAAACAACACGCUAAUUCUGCUCCACCUCAAUCAACACACUGUUCACGGCUCCCCUCCUAACACGACAACCUAUAAAGACAUGCUGCAUCAUCAUUGUGUGUGAAAGCUCAAUAUUUCGGAUAACGGUAACACUGAGCUGAUGGUGAUUAAAAAUGUUUUGCUCUACUUUGGAAAUUGUGUAAUAUCCUAUUUCUUGGAUGAAUGUAGAUAUAAUCUUUAGCUUAGCUUCUUAUAAAAAAAAACCCCACCUUUUUGUUGUCAAAAUUAAAGAACAAGUGUUUCUUG